Messenger RNA from Morus notabilis, 1264 nucleotides. Its product is annotated as putative PAP-specific phosphatase, mitochondrial. NCBI's taxonomy places the organism in Eukaryota, Viridiplantae, Streptophyta, Magnoliopsida, Rosales, Moraceae. Gene Ontology annotation, biological process: sulfate assimilation. The transcript is spliced from 8 exons. Gene Ontology annotation, molecular function: 3'(2'),5'-bisphosphate nucleotidase activity. The record is from RefSeq and is a predicted model, not a curated record. Bases 95 to 970 code for a protein of 291 amino acids.
ACUGUACUCUGAAAAGCGUUAACCACUUCCACUUCUGAGUUCGACAAAUUUCGGCGCCGUCGAUUCCCAACCCACUGCCAUCCCAAUUCCCGCCAUGGGUUUCUUCACCUCCGCCUCCCACUUCUCAACCGUCCGAUUCACUCCCUCGCUCUCUUCCCCUGCGCCUCUGCGCAGACGAUUCUAUACCGUCAGGUCGUCUUUGCCAUUUCCGGGCCACAAAGCCAAGUAUCAUGGAGAGCUCGAAGCAGCCGUGGAAGUCGUGGAGAGAGCUUGUCGUCUUUGUCUCGACGUGAAAUCGUCGUUGUUUUCAAGUGAUGGACGUAUAAUCGAGAAGAAUGACCAGACUCCGGUCACCGUCGCGGAUUUUGGGGUUCAGGCUCUGGUCAGUUUGGAGCUGGGUAAUCUCUUCCCUUCAAUUCCGCUGGUGGCCGAGGAGGACUCUGCUUCAGUGCGUUCCAAUAACCUAGCUGACUUAGUUGUGAAUGCUGUGACUGGUAACUCAAGCGUCACGCAUAGAUCGUGCAAAGAAGCUGAUGUACUGCGAGCAAUUGACAGAGGUGGAAAGGAUGCUUUUACCUUUGGAUCUAAACCAGCCACAUAUUGGCUUGGAGUUAGGACUCAUAUUUCCUUAUCUAUUAAACUACUCAAGGAGCGUGUAGGAAAAGCUUUGACUUUUAUGUUUGUUGUAAGCAGCUUAUGCAAGUAUCUAAUGGUGGCUUCAGGUAGGGCGUCAGUUUUCAUUCUUCGGGCAAAAGUUCAAACAACUAUCAAGGCUUGGGAUCACGCUGUUGGCAUGAUAUGUGUGCAUGAAGCUGGUGGAAAGGUGACUGAUUGGAAAGGGAGUCACAUCGAUCUCACGGCCGACGAAAGUGGACGGAGGAUCAUUUAUCCCUCGGGCGGUGUCCUUGUGACCAAUGGAAACUUGCACAAUAGGAUCAUAGAGCUCAUCUCUUGUGCCACAACGGUUUGACAGAGGAUGUGUUACUUCAUCUACAUUGAGUUCCAAUUUUUUUUUUUACAGAAAAAAGUAAAAUAUGGAAUAAUAAAAGACAACAGGAAAGGAAAAAAAAAAAAAAAAUCUCAGUCACCCAAAUUUAGUCUCGGUUUACAUGAAAUUUUGAAGAUGUAUCGGUUGAUUGCCAGCUAAAAUUAUAUGCUGCGUGAAUUGUUUGCAAAAUGAAUAUUCAGUAACCUAGAGCAGUAAUAUUGCUGAUGAGGAGCUGAUAAUGUAAUUCAUUGACAUUUCGGUAUUAAUUUAACGUCA